This is a messenger RNA of Penicillium brasilianum, 1551 nucleotides long. NCBI's taxonomy places the organism in Eukaryota, Fungi, Ascomycota, Eurotiomycetes, Eurotiales, Aspergillaceae. The record is from the annotation of a GenBank genome assembly.
AUGACGAGUAUUUCAGAUCUAGAGAAUCUUGGAAAGGAGCGUCCGCACUCUUUCUCAGGGCUCUGGCCUGAGUUAGCUUUUUGUUUUUCGAUAGUGAUGUCCCAAAUCCUGGCAGAAUUCUACAUAUCAGGGUCCAGCGUUCUUCUCCCAACUCUCGUAGAAGAACUGGAUAUACCUGCAGCCUCAACAAUAUGGCCCACCACCGCCCUCUCUCUUGCCAUCACUUCAACACUUCUCAUAUUCGGCCGCUUAAUCGAUAUGUACGGUGGCUAUAUCAUCUACAACGCAGGCGCCAUCUGGCUAAUUUUUUCCUCGAUCCUCUGCGGUGUGUCGCAGACAUGGCUGAUGUUGGUUGUCUGUCGAGCCCUGCAAGGGUUAGCUCUUGGAGCCCUGCUCCCAUCUGGCAUCAUGAUUCUGGGAAGUACAUACCGCCCGGGGCCUCGGAAGAACCUAGUGUUCAGCAUUUACGGCGCAUGUGCCGCGUUGGGUUUCUUCGCUGGGUUUUUCGUCUCUGGGAUAUGUGGUCAGUACUUAAGUUGGAGAUGGUAUUUCUUCAUUGGUGCGAUUUUAUCGGCGAUGAUGACGGCUUCGUCACUUUUUUAUAUCAAUUGUGAUUAUGCCAAUAAACGAGAGCUUGGCAUACGGAUGGAUUGGUCUGGAUUCUGCUUGUCCAUCUCAGGAGCGACGCUCUUCGUCUUCGCUAUUGCGGAUAGCUCGUACGCGCCACAGGGUUGGAGAACUCCGUAUAUUCCGGUACUUUUUACGAUUGGUGCCACACUGCUGGGCGUUAUGACAUAUCUUGAAGUGUGGGUAGUUAAUAACCCUUUGCUUCCUGGUGACAUUUUCCGACUCAAGUUUAUGACCCCUUUGAUAUUGGCAUUAUUGUGUCUUUAUGGAAGCCUGGGGAUUUUCCUUCUAUAUGGUGUGUUAUACAUGUCGGCCUUCAUGGGUGCCACCCCUCUCCAACUCGUCGCCUGGACCGUCCCGAUGGCAGUUGGCGGCCUUAUUGUCUCCCUGACAGGAGCAUUCAUUCUCCACAAAGUAUCAGGUACAGUAUUGAUGAUCAUCUCCUGUCUUGGAUACAUCGGCUCAGGGCUGUUAUUUGCUAUCAUUCCCCUUGGCGGAAACUACUGGCUCUAUGUAUUCCCAGCGAUGAUCUGCGGUACCAUCGCCGUCGAUAUCAGUUUUAAUCUCGCGAAUGUAUUCAUCACGACUAGCCUACCGAAGGCAAAGCAGGGUCUGGCUGGUGCACUGAUUUAUUGUACCAUGCAUAUGGGAUUCGCUAUUAUGCUGGGGUUUGCGGAUAUUGUUGGAACGCAAACGGAAUAUCUCGGUAAAUGGAAGAGUUAUAAGGCAGUGUUUGUGCUUCAGACAGGACUUGGUGUUGUUGGUCUUUUGAUUAUUUUGGGAUUCGUGAGGAUUCGUCAUGCCAAAAGUGAAUUGACGGCAGACGAGAAGGAGAAACUAGAGGGAACUCCAAUUCCGCACCACCCAUAUAUCUUCAACUCAUUUGCUCCAUCGAUUGAGCCCACACGUUUGUCCCAUAUUUAG